UUCUUCACUCUUCACUGGUGUAAAUCCUAAAAAUCAGCUGAUAUUUGUAUGAAUUCCGUUAUUUCUGAUAAAACUCUUUUAAAUCUUAAUAUUUUAUUUUAAAAAUGAGUGAAAUAUUGAGUGUGUGUCUAUCGUGUGCGAACGACAAAAACACAUUUAAUAUAUUUGAUACACAUGAGUGCGAAGGAUGUGAAGAAAUUUACGCCGAAAUGCUGAAAUCAUGUUUUAACAUUUUAAUUACAGAUAAUGAUGAGCUAAAUGCAAUGUGUGAGAAAUGCAUUUUGAAAUUAAGAGAUGCAUUUUAUUUCAAACAAGCAACACUGAAGAACAUAAAUGACCUUAAAAGCCAAAUAGAAUUAGAAAUGAAAUUAUUAGAAGAUUUACAGUCGAAUUACACAGAAAAUGAUGAUUCGUUACAAGAUUACAAAGAGCCUGAACUGGAUCCUAAAACCGGUCUAUUGAAUUACACUAAUAUCAAUAAUACUAAACAAGAAAAGGUUAGCGUUACAAUCACUGCAGAGACGACUGUUACAAAAAACGAGAAGAACGUGAAAAAAAUUAAUGAUUAUUCAAAAAUGGACUACAGCAAAGGUACUGAAAAGAAAGACAAGCCAUACACAAUUUUCCCUGGCCAAACAACCUGUUCAAUCUGCAGUGAAUCAUUUACAACUACAAAAACACUACAUGAGCAUAUGAAUGGUCACUAUCCGCUUUUCGAAUGUGAUGAGUGCGGGAAUAAAUACGCCAGCGAGGCUCAACUGAAGAGACAUAAAGAGGUUCAUUUGCAGGGACCUUUUUCCUGUACUCAAUGCGAACAGGUUUUUGAAAAACUAAACACGCGCAACGCUCACAUAUGGCGUGUACAUCAGUCGUCGCACCCUUACAUCUGUUCUGAGUGCGGCGAACGCUUCAAGACGUUCCACCAACGGCUGAAGCAUUUGCAAGAGUUCCAUGGGAAAACUGAACCAAAAUAUCCGUGUCCUCAUUGUAGUAAUAAAUAUUUUUAUUCAG
Messenger RNA from Hyposmocoma kahamanoa, 1011 nucleotides. Its product is annotated as zinc finger protein 552-like. NCBI's taxonomy places the organism in Eukaryota, Metazoa, Arthropoda, Insecta, Lepidoptera, Cosmopterigidae. The record is from RefSeq and is a predicted model, not a curated record. The transcript is spliced from 5 exons. The annotation marks the transcript as partial. Gene Ontology annotation, biological process: regulation of transcription by RNA polymerase II. Gene Ontology annotation, cellular component: nucleus. Gene Ontology annotation, molecular function: DNA-binding transcription factor activity; zinc ion binding; RNA polymerase II cis-regulatory region sequence-specific DNA binding.